AUGUGUGGUUGUAGUCGCAAUACCACUGGCAUUAUUAUAGGAUCCAUUUACAUUGCAGUCUGUAUAAUCUAUGUGAUAUUCACCGUUAUUGAAUAUAUGAAAUAUGAUAAAACAUUUGGGGAAUUUUUGAAAUCGGAUGCAGCUAUGAAAUCAAUCAUAACAUGUUCAGUGAUCGUUUUAAUAUCAGCUUUAUAUAUAGUAGCCAUUGUUAAGAGAGAUCAAUACUUAAUAAUACCCUGGCUCUCACUUGGCAUCAUUAUUUUCUUCAUCACCUGUAUUAACGUGUACUUUUUGCAUUUUAUUGUUAUUUUUGAAUCAAUUUUUAUAUUUUUAAUACUAUUGUUACUUGGUAUUCAAAUUGCAAUUUUCUUCUUUAGUAUUUCAUUGUUUAAGGAAAUACGUAGAGAAAAUAAUAUACAAACACCUCCGACAAAUGAAUCCAUGGAUCAAAUGGCGAACAAAGCUUUGCUUUGAAUUUUUAUUCCAUAGACAAAUAAUGAAGUUUAAUCGGUAGAUUUAAUCUUAAAAACUUAUUUUAUUUUUUUUUAAAUUAAUAAAAAUUAAAUAUAGAUAAAAUUUAUUUAUAUAAAAUAAAUAAA
Molecule: messenger RNA, 599 nt
Organism: Lucilia cuprina (Australian sheep blowfly)
Lineage: Eukaryota; Metazoa; Arthropoda; Insecta; Diptera; Calliphoridae
Exons: 4
Coding region: 1-474 (157 amino acids)
Source: RefSeq, a predicted model, not a curated record